AUGUCCGACACGGGGGAGGCGCCUGCGGAGGCAGGUCAGGAACCCGUGGAAGGAGGUGUUGAUCCGCCAAAUGACAAGGAGCGUAAGAAGCAUCACUCAAAAAAGAGCAAACAGACGAGAGCCGAAGGGUCUCCAGCUACUGACCAUACGAAACGGUCGAAAAAAAGUGCAAAGCAGGCGGAAAACGGGGAGCAAGGCUCCAAUCCUUCCAAAUCCGAAAACCAUCCGCAAAUCGAAACUUCAGAAAGGAAAAAAAAGAAAAAGAAAGCUGUAGUUGUUGCCACAGAAAAUGCAGAAAACAACGAAGACCCAGCAGACCAGUCGCAAACUGCCGCCAGCAGCACGACUCGCAAAUCCACUCUUCUCAUGUGUGACAACGCAGCUGCAGUUGCCUUGGGUAAUCUUUUGGCAAUUCAGCCAGUGACUACCUCGCCGUACGGAAUUUGCUUCACCGUUGUCCCCUAUACUCCAGCUGUUAUUGGUUCUCCACUGCAGCGAGGGGCCUCAACCAAGUCUGAGGGACAAGAGGAGACCGAUGAGGUUCAAUGGCUUGAAGAUAUCGAAGACGAGGAACUUGACCAAAUCCUAGCCAAGGCAAAAGUUUCCGAACAGCGAGUAGCGGAGCUGAAGAACGCGAUCUCCGAAACUGCAUCAAAUGCCCUUGACGGCUACUUCGAUGAGCUCACAAAACUAACUCAAGACAAAGCCUUCAUUGUUGGGACAGCAGACGAGGACAAAGUUAUUGCAGUUGAGCAAAAAGAAGCCCAGGAAAACAUAGAAUCUUGUGUGGCUCAACAGAAGGAGCUACAGCAGCAACAACAGCGACUGUUGCUGUAUGAGCAAGUCGUCCGCAAGAGGAUUUUAGAUGAGCUGGAGCGGAGGGAGGCAAAACUCAAAGUGCUUAAACGUCAGGCAGAGAAGCAGGACCUCAAAAGACAGGACCAUCUUGUCAAGUUGGUGCGGGAGUGUGAAUGCCGAAUGGAAGCUUUAAUGGGGCGUCGUAAAGCUCGCUUGUCUUCUGUUUACGGUCUCUUGAAAAAAGAAGGGGAGUACACCGCCGUUUCGAGGAAAACGGAAGACGUCAAGUCCAACGAAAGAAACAACUUUAUUCCUAUGGGAAAAUCGUACCGUGUCGAGUGGCUGCGGGCUCCUCAACCCCUGAAGAUGCAGAUAGAUCUCUGCCGUGCCCUCAAGGACAAAGUUCCAGAUGGAAGAUACGUCAUUUCUGUCUCCAUAUGGACGCGCAUCGGAGGCACGCGUCUCCGGUGGAACGGGUUACCAUCUAUCGAAGAAAAGCUUUUGCAGGACGCGGCCUCGAGGAAACAAAGUAAAGUGUCCCUCACAGCGGUAUCCGUUCCUGACAAAGAAUAUGCAGAAAAUGAAGGCUUUGCGGGAGCAGCCGUCACGCAGCCUGUGGAGUUCAGAGCAAGCUUCAGAAGCGAAUGCCUGAGAUUCGAUCAGACUCUUGAGCUGGCCUGCCCCUCGGAGACAGACGUGGAGCCUGAUAUGUGCUUAGUAUUCGAGCUGUUUCUGCUUCGAGGCCAGCAAUCUCCAAUUGAUAAGGCAAAACGACUAAUGCCAAAUGCCCCGAACUGA
This is a messenger RNA of Eimeria mitis, 1596 nucleotides long. RefSeq lists its product as uncharacterized. NCBI's taxonomy places the organism in Eukaryota, Apicomplexa, Conoidasida, Eucoccidiorida, Eimeriidae. The record is from RefSeq and is a predicted model, not a curated record. Bases 1 to 1596 code for a protein of 531 amino acids. Gene Ontology annotation, cellular component: perinuclear region of cytoplasm. The transcript has 9 exons.